AUGAAACAGAAGCACUGGUGUGGGAUGACUGCCAAAAUGGGCGCCGUGUUAUCGGGGGUCUUUACCAUCAUGGCCACCCAAAUGUACCUCAUCUUUGAACAGAAGUUCUUGGAAAAUGGCGAUUGUGCUGACAAUGAUCCCUGGGCCAAGAGUAUAGGGAACCUGAUAACUGGGCUCAUCGUCUGCUGGAGUUUGAAAAUUGUCUUCUUUCUGUCCGUCAUCACCAUCCUCAUCAGCUGCAUCCUUCUCUACUCGGUGUAUGCCCAGUUCUACAAGGGCUUGCUGCUCUACACCAUCUGGAUUCCUAUCUAUGAAGUGGUCAACAUUGUAGUACAGAUCCUGACGAACAGUGCCUCUGACAUUGCAGAGGUCAGGGCCAUACGCUGGUUUGGUUUGGUGUCACGCAUAUUAAUGCACUGUUUCUGGAUAUUCUUUGUCAUCAAGGAAGCCCACAUGAUCUACAAAAUCAAAACCCAGGGCAACAUACUUUCCUACCAAAGACGUGUUUCUAUGGUCAGCGGAGACUUCUCCCAGUGGAAAGCAAAGAAAAUCAACUUUCACCUCCACCACUAA
Messenger RNA from Condylura cristata (star-nosed mole), 573 nucleotides. Its product is annotated as transmembrane protein 217-like. The coding region runs from base 1 to 573 and encodes 190 amino acids. The transcript has a single exon. The record is from RefSeq and is a predicted model, not a curated record. NCBI's taxonomy places the organism in Eukaryota, Metazoa, Chordata, Mammalia, Eulipotyphla, Talpidae.